Molecule: messenger RNA, 1173 nt
Organism: Peronospora farinosa
Lineage: Eukaryota; Oomycota; Peronosporomycetes; Peronosporales; Peronosporaceae
Source: the annotation of a GenBank genome assembly
AUGUCGUUGGCGGAGGUUGAUGCUGUAGAUGCGGACUCUACUAACUCCUCGUCCUCUCUCUCCCUCUUUGUGCAUUGUAGUCGCACCACCUCUUCCACUUCUUCAUUCAAGGGUACACCUCUGUCUAUUCACAUUCAGCUGGUGGAUCCACCGACACUAUACGAGGCUGACGUCGCUUCCUCUCACAAGCCGCGGGCACUCGAUUGCUCAGGCACUGAAUAUGUCGCAGCGGUGGAGUCGGCAUUGAUGGCGUCAUCAUCGGACCAAUCAUCUCGCUUUGAGUUUCGGUGGUCGAAGCAAAAACGAUCGUUGACGCUCAUGGAGCGCGCAGGAUUUGCCAUGAAAUUCUGCGCUAUCGAGUUUCAAGCGUCGGAAGAUGUGGCAACGUGGCGAGAAUUGUUGCAUCAGGUGGCAACGCAAGAGAGAGAAAAUUCAAAAUUGAUACUGGAGACAGAAAAUAAAGUCAAACAUUGUGAGACGGUGUUGAAACAGAAGGAGACGUUGCUGGAGACGGCAUUGAUAGCCAAACAGAAGGUCGAGGACGAAUUGUUCCAGGGUUUCUGUGCUGUAUUGAAUACCAAGAAAGAUGAGAUACGGAGACUGCAAUUUGAAAUUGAGAAGGUUCAGGACAUGCACAAGUAUGAGAUGCAACCGAUGAAGAAAAGGAAAGUUGUGGCACCGAAAGGGAACAAGAAAGCGACAGGGGCAAAAUUAAAGAGGAAGAUGGAGGAGGAGAAGGAGGAGGAAGAAGACGAAGAGAUGAGUGAUGGGUCCAAUGAGGGUAAUUGUGUAGCUCGUGAGGAGGAUGACGAUGACAAUGAUGAGCUAAAACGUGCAAAGAACGACGCAAUUAAUGCGUAUAGUGCUCUACCACCGAAUUUGCGGUCGAGUUCGGUGCAGAUUAGCUCUGCGGAAGACGUGCUAUCGCGUAUGGAUGACAUUAUUAAGAAUGAAGAGGAGGAGGAUGAAGUGACUCAGAGAGAAGGGAAUAGUCGAUGUGGCAGGGCUGUAAUCUCUGAGCCGACACAGCCGCGAACGAGAAAGACCGCAGCUUUGAAGGUUGAGCCGACGCUUGUGCCACAAUCUGAAUCAGAGAAGACGUUGUGUCCAGUAUCACAAGUCGAUGAAGCAAUGGAUUUAGAGGAGGAGGAUAUCCUUGAUAUGCUGUCGUAG